Messenger RNA from Paraglomus brasilianum, 1081 nucleotides. The record is from the annotation of a GenBank genome assembly. Lineage: Eukaryota; Fungi; Glomeromycota; Glomeromycetes; Paraglomerales; Paraglomeraceae.
AUGGAUACCUAUUUAGGUUCCAUCAACUGGAAAGGCCUGUGGGGAUUUUUGUUGGGUAGCGGUACUCAACCGAAGACGGAAACGGCGGAUAAUGAGCUCAUUCUUCGGCCUGAAGUUACAGAACAUCUCAAGAAAAUUUUUCAGCCGGUUCAAAAUCAUUCGUAUUACCAUGUUGUUUGUGGUGAACACGGAACCGGGAAGACAACAUUGACUACGAAGGUCGCAAGAGAAAUUGGGAAAGGCGUCAUAUAUGUUGAUACUCCUGCCGACAUUGAAGAAUUUGGCAAUUCGUUUGGAAAAGCUCUUAAUCUUAUAUUUGAUGAAGAUACAAUGUUAACAUUACGACUGAAGCAAAAAUUUUUUGGCGAUACCAAGGACGAAUUUGAUCCAAAGUGGAAGAGAGCUCUUAGAGCCUUUAAGCAUGCCUCUGAAGUGUAUAAAGCGAAGCAUGGCAAACCACCGGUUAUUGUUUACGACAACAUUGGCAAAAUAGUUAAUGAGAACCCAAAAAUUCUUGAUAUUCUUCAAGAUGACGCUAAAAAGAAUGCCGAUGGCAGAAAAUAUAUUGCCGUAUUUGUCAGUAGCGAAGGUUCGGUUCCUCGAAGAAUGGAAUCUCGUAGUGCUUGGUCACGUGCUAAAAAACCCGUGGUGGAAAUUGGUGACCUUAGCAAGGAAGAAUCAAUGGAAUAUCUGACUAAGAAGCGCAAUAUCAAUGAAGUAGAAGCAAAAAAACUAUAUGAAUUGGUUGGUGGUCGCAUUGUAGAGCUGAAAACUGUGGUGGACGAUUUCCGCCUGGCUGGACAAUCCUUUGAAGUCAUUAAACAGUCAAUCCUAACUGAAGUCAAGAAGAAAUUUGAUUCCGCAAAACUCCUUCCAAACCAAUCACGUCAUGAAGCAGGAAAGCGUGUCAUCAAUGCACUGCUUGAUUCGGAGGAGAUUGAUACUGGUGUAUUUAGAAAAUUUAUCGGUGAUGAGAAAUUCGGUAAAGUUUUAGGAGCUAACGUGUUUGCAUAUCAUCCAUCAAGAGAUACGGUGUCUUUUCAGUCUCAAUCUGUGAAAUGCUAUAUACAGGAGAAUGCUA